Leguminivora glycinivorella is the source of this 3229-nucleotide messenger RNA. It is a transcript of the gene Tbc1d15-17, whose product is annotated as TBC1 domain family member 15. The transcript is spliced from 9 exons. Gene Ontology annotation, biological process: activation of GTPase activity. Bases 168 to 2096 code for a protein of 642 amino acids. NCBI's taxonomy places the organism in Eukaryota, Metazoa, Arthropoda, Insecta, Lepidoptera, Tortricidae. The record is from RefSeq and is a predicted model, not a curated record. Gene Ontology annotation, molecular function: GTPase activator activity.
GCUAUAUGUACGCAAUGAACGACGAAGUAAAGUGUCAUGUUUACCUUUUUGUUGACAAAAUUUCCCAUAUGAUUAUGGUUCAAUUACUGUGAUUCUUUUAUAUUUCCUCGCAACAUUCAUGAAAGUGUAUAGCUUUACCACCUGUCUUGAUCUCGCUUGAGAGAAAAAUGUCUUCAAGCUCUGUAGAAGACAUUCCGGAGCAUUGUAAGGAUCUGUUUACGCAAGAUGGCGUGCUCCUCAAGGCGUGCAUGGGCCGUCCCAUCACAGACCUCAACUCGAUCGGCAUGCUAUGCGUGGUGCUCAACCCCAACGGCAGCAAAUGCAUCGAGUGGCGGCCCAACGACCUCAUCACGAUCGACUCUGACACGCAGGACCAGGAGUGGGCCGUGGUCAACACUAUAGGUCGAAGACAGCGUACUCUUAGCGGCAACAUCACGUCGGAUUAUGCCAACGCUCGCUCCCGUAUCAUCAAAAUAGCCCUCGACGAUCUAAAAACCUUCAGAGUCACUCGCAACAACCAGCAAAUGCAGUUCUCCACCAAACCGGGCAUUUGGCAGACAACGUUCUACUUCCAACACGGGAACGCAGAAAUAUUUGUCGCCAAUUUGAAGAACCACAUCAAAACAGCCAAGACCAGACAUGACAGAAACACAUAUGUGGUAAUCGAGCCAAAUGUGGAAACUCAAGUAUUGAAUAAGAGUUUUGCAGAACUAGAUAUCUUCACGGAGAACACUACAGACGUUGUUUGGAAUCUGGUGUCGAAUUUCAAGCAGAGGCCGUAUGAGACUACUAUGACUGCGUUUUCUAAACUUACAGAUAUUGUAUAUUUCGGCAACGAGGCUAACGGUAAACGGGACGUAUCAGAAGAGGUGGCAGACUUACUCACAAAAAGCAUGAGUGCACUGGAAGAAGCGACUACAGUCACUAAGUCUGACGAGUACGAAGUCAUCAGCGUCAAACCAACUCUGCCGCCGAGACCCAUCAUACCAAGAGGUACUCCACUAUCUACUGAGAAGUGGGAUGGUCUGCAGGACACUGAAGGCAGAGUCAUGGAGGUUGACGGCGUGAAACAGCUCAUCUUUAGAGGGGGUGUAGCCCACUCCAUACGUCAGUCGGUCUGGAAAUAUUUACUAGACUACACUCCCUGGCACAUGACUCACGCAGAAAUACGAUCCUUACAACGCAAGCGCACAGAGGAAUACUUCUCCAUGAAGCUACAAUGGCGAUCAAUGACCGAAGGCCAAGAGUCCAGGUUCUCAGAGUACAGAGACCGAAAGAGUCUGGUCGAGAAAGACGUUGCGAGGACAGACCGGACUCACCCCUUUUUCGCUGGUGAUAAUAAUCCUAACCUCGCGGUGCUGCAGGAUAUUCUGAUGACGUAUGUCAUGUACAAUUUUGACCUCGGCUACGUGCAAGGCAUGAGCGAUAUUUUGGCGCCGUUGUUGCUGCUUUUGGGGAAUGAGGUGGACAGUUUUUGGUGCUUCGUCGGGUUCAUGGAAAGAAUUGCAUACAACUUCGACAUGGACCAGGCGGGCAUGAAGCAGCAGCUCCUGCAGUUGCAGCAGCUGCUGACGUUCUGCAGCCCGGAGCUGGCGCAGCACCUGGCGCAGAAGGACUCCGGGAACAUGUACUUCUGCUUCCGCUGGCUGCUGGUCUGGUUCAAGCGGGAGUUCUCCUUUAGGGACAUAAUGAGGUUAUGGGAAGUCCUGUGGACGGGAUUGCCUUGCGCCAACUUCCACCUGCUUAUAUGUGUUGCGAUACUCGACGCCGAAAAGGACACCAUUAUUAACAAUAAUUAUGGUUUCACUGAAAUAUUAAAGCACGUAAACGACCUAUCAAUGUGUUUGGACGUCGACAAAAUACUAAGCACAGCAGAGGGCAUAUACCACCAAAUAAUAUCAGCGCACCACCUAACAGACCAAAUCCGAAUCAUACUGGGAAUGGACCCUCUCAACGUGUCCGUGUCUACGAAUUCGGACGACGAACCCACCACGAGCGGAGCUAACGGUACGGAGAAAAGUGAGACCCGGGACCCACUCUCGGACCCAGGGAUGGAUGAAGUUAUGUAUCAAAUAGGAUUAGACAUGAAUUUUUGAGCACUCAGUGAAUAUUAUAUGUAUUCAUACGAUUGUAGAUUAGAUUUGUUGUGUAGAUAAUUUAGAUCGACGUUCCGAAACCAAACCAUUUGAAAACAGUGGUCGGGAGUACGUUUUGUGGCAUGGCAUUGAUUUUUUUCUCAUGUAACAUAACAAAUGCAUAUUUUUACAAUAGUAAUUGUGAUAUUCAUUCAAGUAGACGUGUGAGUAAUGUGCUAUUUGGUGUUGGUUUUACGUUUCUGUAGUUAAUAUAUUACGAAAUACUGCUAUUAAGCAGCCAAUAAUAUUCUACACAUAAAAAUGCAACUUAUGUAUGGUUUUUACUUCCGCACGCGUUAAAAGAAAUACCUACUGUCAAUGCACGUGUCUUCCAGUGUGAUAACAAGAUAUGUUGUAUUUUUUAUUACUAUCUGUAUUCUGUUGUAGUUAACUUAUGUGUAAGUGAUGGAUAGUUUUUGAAAACUCGUAUGAUUAUCAAAAUAUAUCUUAGUGAUUUAUACAUUUUAUAAUAUUUGUUAAGACUAUCAAAACAUUAUUUAUCGUCGACUUCCUUUUCGCCAAAACUAAGUCCCUGGUCUCGCAGAUGUCCUUCUAAGACCAAUUCAUUUUUAGUAACCGUUAAAAAGCGACUUGUUGCUUGGUGUUCUAAAUCUAAGCCAUAAGCCCUUCUGUUUUAUAGUCGUAUAUCCUGCUUGAUAAACUUGAAUCUUAAUCUCUUUUAAUUACACAUUUCCGAUCUAAAAUAAGCUAGUGUUUUAAGAGCAUAUUUGCACUUCACUAUAUGAAUAUUUCAUGCCUAAGCUCCAAGAGCAAUAACGACUGAUUUCUGUAAGAAUUUCAGAUGAAUUAUUGAUGUUGAAACAUAAGAACCCUAUCUAUGUAUGGAAUUCCACAUACACGUAUCGUCUCACGGCCUCACAACGUUUAUUUGACAUUACCCAUGUCCUUAGAUUAACCUAAUCCGAGCCAUCGUACAAGUUAUUGGGUUUACAAAAGUUAUCCUAUCUAGUUAUCUCUUGUUCUAUUGCAUUAUUGUACAUACAUUUUCAAUCAAUUUAUUUUUGCCUGACUUCUAUAUCUUUAUUAAAAAAAAGCUUUUUUUUUACAGGAACUCGAAUAUAACGGAUUAAAAA